This is a messenger RNA of Drosophila busckii, 1915 nucleotides long. RefSeq names its product solute carrier family 52, riboflavin transporter, member 3-A. The record is from RefSeq and is a predicted model, not a curated record. Gene Ontology annotation, molecular function: riboflavin transmembrane transporter activity. Lineage: Eukaryota; Metazoa; Arthropoda; Insecta; Diptera; Drosophilidae. The coding region runs from base 447 to 1898 and encodes 483 amino acids. Gene Ontology annotation, biological process: riboflavin transport. Gene Ontology annotation, cellular component: plasma membrane. The transcript has 3 exons.
UAAUGGCUGACAAAGUUCCUAAAGACAGCACGCGUCUUCAACAAACUCAAAGGAUCUCAACAUAAUAUUAAAAAAUUAAAAACACCAAAUUACAAAUUGCAUAACGGUACAAUUUUUUGCUCACAAUGGUUCUACAUAAAUAAAAACACAUUUUUAUUAAACCAAUCAGUCAUUUUCUCGAGAAACAACAGAACCAAAAGCAUUUCUCGCUGGAAAUUCAAUAUUGCAAAAACAACAACAACGUGGCGAAACCUCAAUUAGUUAAAUUCCAUUGCCAGCUGCACAGUGAGCGCCAAUUAGCUCGUGUUUCAAAUUGGCUGUCAAUUGAAGACACGCUUUUGUUUUUAAGCUAACAUUGGCGUAUUAAUCCCACUGUGCGCCAGCUUGCAGUGGCCAAUCUAAUCGUUAAUCAGCAUAUUGAUCGUAAAUUAAUUAUUAAAUCAAACAUGAGUAAUUGUCACAACGGCCUAGAUGGGGCUAACAAUAUUAGCCAGACGUCGUCAGGAGCAGUAUACGGCGUGCUAUCGACGCCGAAUGACACCGCGGAGACUCUCACGGAGUUCAACACAUGUGCCACAGACGAGAACAGCGAACUAGGUGCAUUUAUCAGAACGAUGGAGCAUGGCUAUGGCAGUGUGUUUAGGAACCGCAAGCUGUUGGUGGAUGUGCUGGCGAUAUUCUUUGGCAUUGGCACAUGGCUGGGCGUAAAUGGAACCUUUAUACAGCUGCCGCUGCUGGUGAAUGAGGCGCCUGAGGGCUGGAGCUUACCCUCGUAUCUCAGCAUAAUGGUGCAGCUGGGAAAUCUGGGACCGCUGCUGUAUACGACGAUACAGAAGUACUCGCCUUGGAAGCUGAACGAUGGUUAUACAAUACAUGGCGUGCUGGCAGUGGGCAGCAUUUCCUGUCUGCUCACAGCGUUCUUUUAUAACAAGACAGCUGUAGUAGCUGGCCAGGAGCACAGCGUCGCGCUCUUUAUACUCACCAUCUUCACAGCGCUGAAUGCCUGCACCAGCUCAGUGCUGUUUAUGCCUUACAUGGGACGCUUCAAGGAGCAGUAUAUGAUUACCUACUUCAUAGGCGAGGGACUCAGCGGACUGCUGCCCAGCGUUACAGCCUUGGUCCAGGGCAUAGGCGAAACUGCACGCUGCGUGCAGGUGAAUGUCACCGAGUCCGGCACGCCCAUCUACGAGCAACAGAAAGUGCCGCCACUGUUCGACACAAAGAUAUUCUUUUUGAUAUUGUUUGGUCUAAUGGUGGCCAGCUAUAUUGGCUACACGCUGCUCAAUGCGCUGCCGCAGGCGCGUCGAGAAUAUGCCGAGGUGACGGUCAGCGAUGGCAACAAGUAUGUCUAUGCCCAGGACGACAAUCAGCCGCGCCUGCAGCAGCUGAGUCGAGCGCAGUAUGCAGCGCUGUUGCUGCUGAUGUUCUUCAUCUCAUUCUUUGCCAACGGCAUCUUUGGCAGCAUCCAAUCCUAUUCCAGUGCGCCUUAUGGCACGCAGGCCUAUCAUCUGUCCGCCACGCUGAGUGUCAUUGCCAAUCCGCUGGCCUGUUUUAUGGCCAUGUUCUUGCAUUUUACCUCGCUGCGCAUUAUCUACGCGCUGUCGACGCUGGCAGCGCUGCUCACCAGCUACGUCUUUACCACCGCUGUGCUGAGUCCUUAUCCGCCGCUCUAUGAUGAAACGUUAGGCAUGGUGCUGGUAGUCACUGCCUGGACGCUGCUCGUGGGCAUUGUGAGCUACACCAAGCUGGGCAUAACGACUGUGAUGCGCGCGCAGGGCGGUCAAUCCUUGGUGUGGGUGGGCGCCAUCACACAGCUGGGCUCCGCCUUUGGGGCCGUUGCUAUAUUCUUUGCCAUUAAUUACACGCGUUAUUUUAAUGCAGCAACUUCACAGUGCUGAAGCUAAUGGCUUUUAUU